GCACUAGACAUUACAGUAAUUGGUUGCUGUGUUUCAGUAGACCUGCAUUGACCAUUAGUCCACCCUAGUUGCCUCCAGGUACUCUGCAUUGUGUGCACUUGUGAGACAAACCCCUUCUCCUUGGUUCAUUCCCACCUCUUCCCACACAUCAUUCAUCUCCACUCCUGGGCCGGUACCGGGGCAUCCCCCUUGCAGCCAGUGAGGGCAAGGCAGCCUCCUCUGGGGAGUGAGUAGCUCCCCCUCCCCUCCCACCACCUAUCCUGGAUGGUGUGGCUCUGUCUGGACGCUGGAGAAGCAUCAGAUAAUAAGACUGAGUAGUGCGAAUUGCACAAUGGGCUCUAGCUGGGGAUGAGCAAUGACUGCAGUACACUGAGGACACAUUGCAGCCAGCUUCCCCUGCAUCCUCCAGUGCCUGCUGCUGCUGGGGAUCUGACCGGUGCUUGUGCUGUGAGAGGAGAGUUUGGAGGAAUGCAAUAUGUUCCCCUGUCCCUGCUGUGGCUCUGGAAGUCCCUGUCUGUGAGUGAGCUGCACUUCUGUCCUCAGCACUCCGACUGGGGAUCCCUGGAGCAGCCAGGCGCAGGAGAGGAGUAGGAGGAGGGGGGAGCACCAGUGUCCAGGAGCUGGAGGAAAAUGCAGCUGUACUCGGGUGAGGCUGAGACAUGGGAGAUAUAAUUACUAUAAGGGGAGGAUUCGGACCUGGAGCUCGAGCAGAGCCUCCAACUUUCCCCUGCAGGGAAGGAAGCAGCCUGGAGCCCCUCAGCCCCCCUCUAAGCACAGCUACACCACAGUUCUGCAGGUUUGACCAGCGCUGAAGGAGUAAUGCAGAACAGGGGUCUGUUCCACUGCUGUCCCCUCUCACCCUCUCUCCUGAUUCACUGUCUAACGCUCCCCCUCGCAGGAUUCCUCCAGACUGCCAAGGCUGAACUCCAGAAGACAUGUUCCAGAUCCACAGUGGAAAAUCUACCAGGUGGUUGCCAGCAAGUAUGCCAGUGCAGACCUCCACCAUUACUGCCUCCACCUCCUCCUCCACCGCCACCUCCAAGACUCCCAGUGCCUAUUAAGAUCCCACAAUGCUGUGUGGAGGAGACGUGGUGGCAUUUCCUGCUCAUUAUCAUGGCGGCAGUGGUCCUCUUUAUAGUGGUUAUUAUGUGCUACAAAGCAAUAAAAAGGAAACCACUCCAUAAAGAAGAAAACGGAACUACACGGGCUGAAUAUGCAAUGACCCUGGAAACAGCCUAGACGUGAUGUAGAAAUAUCUUGGUCACACAACCCCUGCAGACCCUCCCACAAUACUGGAGGUGUUAAACUUAAUGUUUCGGGAGUGAAAAAACAAAAAGCUGUGUUCCGGAUAAAGCUGGUUACAGAGAUGGCGUGGACCAUUGUCUGGAAACGUCAUCAUGCACCUGUUAUACCAGAACAAACACACGUAAGGGAGGGCAGCAGGUGUCACACAUGGAGUAAAGCAGAGCUUAAGAUACUGUGGACAGAGAACUUGACAAUGCCACUGCAAUGCAUCUGCUUCCAUUACUGACUGCGCAGAACGUACUGUGACACUGGCAUGUGGAAGGAGGUGUAUGGAACCAAGCGGAAGAUCUAGAAGACUUACACCUGCAUGCGCGGCGUUUUCAUACCCAGAGUACAAACCUUAUUUUAUCUUAUACUGGACAGCGCCUUUCAUGUAAAAAAAUGCCAACAGAAUUGCAUGCACUUAUAGCCAAGAACACACAGCAGUGAUAUCACUACUAUGCAAUAACCCAAGGCCGAAAAAGUUUCAAGCAAGGCGAGAACGUAUAGAAUGGAUUAUUAUCAGUUGCCAGGGCUCCCGUAGUUUCUAUAUAAAUAAUUAAGACACCCUUUUAACAUGAAGAUUGCUCAGCCCAUUCAGGAUGUCCCAUACUUUCCUUAGGGUCCGAAACACAGUAAUAUUAUUAUUUUCUCGAUAAGGGCACUGUGGGCUUCAUGGUUUAGAACUCUGCAAUUUCCUGACAUUGAAAUUGUGGCGUUAUAAAGAAAUGAUACAAUUCUGCGCCGAAUAAGGUGAUCUUCAGCACUUUGCUGGCCCCGCCCCCUGAAUUUGUGAUGUCAUAAUUACGUCACACUGAGGAAGAGGGGGCGCAGCAACAAGAAGAAAAGCAUUGCCCAGAGGGGCUUUACAAGCUGCAUGUCCAGAGGGUCCUUUGUAGCAGCUCUACAGUCUGAAGGGUUCCAGGCACUCUGCAAGCCAAAUGCAGGUGCCAUGGGGCAGAGAUGGUGCCUCCCCCAGGGUCUUGAAGGCUGAACGAUGUUCCCCUGUUACACAAAAGGCAUUCCAUGCAACAUUUUGACAGCAGGGUGGUUUUAAAAAGACUAGGGAACAGCAUUCUCCAUUCACUUUCAUGAUAAACUGAUUGAGGUGGAGAUUUAUCAAACCUAAAGAGGACAGGUGCAGAAGUUGCAACCAACCAAAAUCUAGUUAUUUUAGAUAAUGUACUAGAUGAAUGAUAUCUAGAAUCUGGUUGCUAUAGGCAAUUUCUCAGCUUGCCCUCUUUAGACGUUUCGAUAUAUUGCUUUGCAACAUUACCAUUUCCUAGUCAGGAAAUUGUGGUUUUGCAAAGUGUCACUGUGACACUGCCCUGAUGCAUGUCAGGGGCCGUAGAGAGGGAGGCCGGGCCCAGGUAUUGCAGGUAAUGUGGGAACCGUGGCCACACCCCAAUUUUAAAAAAGUAAAAAAAUAAUACUGUAGGGGGUAGGGGUGUGCCAUUUGCCCUUCAACCAGAGGCAGAUCCAUGGAGGGGCGCGUUCAGUAGGAUAGCAUUUUCCCCCUCCAACAGGCAGAGGAGCUCAGCUGCAGCAGCCUCCGCAGACCAAUGCAGCCCAACACAAAGCAGCCUGCUCCCCUCCCCUCCAAGCAGAGGUGAAUGGGAGUACUGCUUAAGAAAGACAGUUCCCUAUACAUACAUUCAUUGGUGAAAUAACAGUACUACAUUGCAUAGCUAUCCAUUGCAGAACUCAGUUGACAAGUGAUGGUAUAAGGAUCCCUUUGAGGUUGUAUGGUGCUUUUAACUAAUUUUGUGUUAAACUUCUUUUAUACAGAAUAUUUUAUUUCCUAACUAAAAAGCAAAUCUGUUCAUUCCCCUUUUGACAAAAAUACAGGCGCUUGGUUAAUGAAACGGCACCUUGCACACAGAUGGAGCACAUAGCAAACAUUCCGGUGUUUGCUUUUAUUUUCUGAGCUGCACUGGAAAAAUGACACAUGGAGGGCGAUUCAAUUCUGAGCGAUGUUUAUUUACGAUAUCCAUUGUGCACGUCACUCAGAAUUAUACUAGAGCAACUUCAUUCAUUAUACUGUGAAAUGAACAAUGUUGUGGUCGCAAUGUGCCAACGUUACUAGCAUGUGCUCGCAGUUUUGACAGCACAUAGCCAAUAUCACUUGGAAUUGAAUUGCCCUACCUUCACCAUGCAGUUCAUACUAUGGUGCAGAUGUACUAAGCCUUAGAGAGAGAUAAAGCACUAGCCAAUCAGCUCAUAGCUGUCCUUUUUCAAGCACAGGCUGUAUAACAUGGCAGUUAGGAGCUGAUGUUAGCUCUCUCAACUUUUUUACUCUCCAAGGUUUAGUACAUCUACCUCUGUGUGUGAUAUCUUGCGGGUAUUCCAUAAUGGAUAAAAUGACCCUCUAGUGACAGAAUACUCCUUGCCAGGGACUCAGAGAGGUGCCCCAACUGGGGGCAUGGGCCUAAGAGGUCAAACCACCCCCACAAGAUGUUGUGACCAUGCCCCCAUCAGCAUUUAUAAAAGGUAAUAUUCACAGUGGUGGUCCUACUCCUGGCACUGGUCUGUCCUGCAGUGGGUAUUGAAAAUAAUGGUCCAUCAUACACAGUGGAAGUCAUAAAUCAUAUUUGCCUACCUUUUAUCCUUUAAUUCCAUGGAAAUGGUUAGGGAAAAAAUGAGUAGGUAGGAAUUCAUGAUGCGAUUUAAGUAUCAAAUGGAUGCGGAAAGGCGUAUGAUACCAUAAAUCCUUUCACCACACUCCUGCGGAUUACUUGCUCAAUGGGGUGUGCAGUGCUUUGUGUCAUUGUAACACAUCCCUGCCCAGUUUCCAAGCCUGAUGAUAGACCUUCAGGCAAAGACACCCAUUUACUUUGGAGUCCAAGAGGUCUCCUAAUAGACUUGGAAGUCACCUUGACAUCCCAAGAGAUUGGACAACCGUGUAUUAAAGCCUUUGAUAAAAGCAGAAUUGCCUGGACACUUCAGUCAGAUUUGCAGAGAGAGGAAAUUGUUUAUCUACCACCAGGAUUUGAUUGGUCCCCACUUACUAAAGGCUUUCCUAUGUUCAUUUUCGCGUACACAGGCAGCCAUCUUUGCCACUGGCACAGCAACAUAUUGCAUCUCCCAUGAUAAAAUGUAUAGUAGCAUACUGUUUGUAUUGUGCAAGAGCCUAUAAACUGAGGUAAUAUAUAAAUAUAUACCUUAAUAUGUAACAAUGGUUUUUAAUAUACCAAAGCAUAUGGCAUUACCAUGGCUACCAGUAAAACAGUUCAGUAAAACUUUAUUGCUCAAAGCUAAUAUAUUACACUAUAGUACAUAUGGAUGUCUAUCCUGAAUAGUAGUCAGUUGGAAUGAAGGAAAGUUUGACUGCAAUUUAAAAGGACCAACAUCACAAAACAUACGGUUAUGUACAAUUAUCAGACAGCUUGUUUGUUCACAAUACACUCUGUUCAGCCUCAACACCUUUUAGCCCUUUCUCCGGUUUAGCCCUUUCUCUGGUUAUAUGGAAGACUAAAAUGAUAACCCCUUGAUGAAUGUGACUUAUAAUUCUGUUUCAUCAAUGACUAUUCAUUUACAUGUAUAAUGCAAUCUUCACAGCUUAUAGCAGCACGUACAGCGAUGAAAAGAUUGUUUUAAUAUGCGUGAAUAGGGUACUUCACUAUACUCAGUUAUUAUAAAUAAAAUAUAUUGAGAUUA
Molecule: messenger RNA, 4941 nt
Organism: Pseudophryne corroboree (corroboree frog)
Lineage: Eukaryota; Metazoa; Chordata; Amphibia; Anura; Myobatrachidae
Gene: PRIMA1
Product: proline rich membrane anchor 1
Exons: 5
Coding region: 820-1239 (139 amino acids)
Source: RefSeq, a predicted model, not a curated record